CUCACGUCUCGUUAACCAAUCACAGAAUGGCUGUGACGAGCACGACGUACGCAGUAACGAUCCUUUUAAAAGACGAUGAGAGAACGAACACAGAUUUUGAAAAAAAAAAAAGAAAAUUAAAAGAAAACGCGGAAAGUUUUUCUUCUGCUCGCGAGAUUGUCAAUUCGAUUCCUUGUUUUUAUUUUUCAUCUCCGGCGUAAUCAUGACAACUUCAAAGAGGCUCGCAGACAGGAAGAUUGAGAAGUUUGACAAGAACAUUACUAAAAGAGGUUUUGUUCCUGAGACCACCACCAAGAAGGGCAAGGAUUACCCUGUUGGACCCAUUCUCCUCGGCUUCUUUGUCUUCGUCGUCAUUGGUUCAUCUCUCUUCCAGAUCAUCAGGACCGCAACUAGCGGAGGCAUGGCAUAAAUCGAAUCACAGUUCAAGCUAGAGGAAACGCCUUUUUCAAAAUUGAAUCUCUUCUUCUUCUUCUUCUUCUGUCUUGACUGUUUUUCCAUUAUACUGUAGAAUGCGUUAACUUUCUGUUUACUUUACAUGUUAUAAAGAUUUUUGAGAAUCUUUUUCUAUAAAAAUCUUGUCUUGAAGUUA
This is a messenger RNA of Brassica oleracea var. oleracea, 589 nucleotides long. Its product is annotated as stress-associated endoplasmic reticulum protein 2-like. Gene Ontology annotation, cellular component: endoplasmic reticulum. The transcript has 3 exons. Gene Ontology annotation, biological process: endoplasmic reticulum unfolded protein response. The coding region runs from base 203 to 409 and encodes 68 amino acids. Lineage: Eukaryota; Viridiplantae; Streptophyta; Magnoliopsida; Brassicales; Brassicaceae. The record is from RefSeq and is a predicted model, not a curated record.